Messenger RNA from Humulus lupulus (European hop), 1041 nucleotides. RefSeq lists its product as uncharacterized. The transcript is spliced from 7 exons. Gene Ontology annotation, cellular component: histone acetyltransferase complex. NCBI's taxonomy places the organism in Eukaryota, Viridiplantae, Streptophyta, Magnoliopsida, Rosales, Cannabaceae. The record is from RefSeq and is a predicted model, not a curated record. Bases 203 to 673 code for a protein of 156 amino acids.
UGAAGUCGUAUUGGUUUUAACUGUUUCCUCCGAUGAACUGCGAAUUUUUUUUUUUUUGGCCGGAAAAUAACCCUAGAAAGCAAAAUUAAGAAAAUUGAGUGCCUCGACUGCCCUAAUUUCCUGAAAAGUUUUGGGAUUUGGGUUUAGGGUUUAUGCAAAGUUUGUUUCUUUGAAGAAUCUUGUUUUAUUUUGUAAGAGAAAGAUGGAUACGGAAGCGCAAAAGUCUUCGUUGAACCCAACGGCAUUGCUCUCUUCUGUUCUUAGUAGGAGAGCCAAGCUCCAAGAAGAUCUUCGAAACAUUGAAAAGCAGGUCUAUGAUAUGGAGACCAGUUACUUGCAGGACCCAAGCCAAUGUGGCAAUGUAUUAAAAGGUUUUGAGGGAUUCUUGUCCUCGUCUAAGAACACUGCCCUCACGAAAAGGUCUAGGAAGUUUCAGCCUGAAGAUAGACUCUUCUCAUUGUCUUCUGUCACAUCACCAGCAGCUGAAGAACUGGCAGCUGGACGAGAUGAUGGGAGAUCAGAUUUUGGUCCAGGUCGUUCUAAGGGUGGAGGGAUAUACGCCAAUGGACAGGGAAAACCCAAAAAGGGUAGACCAACGCCUAGAGAUGCAAAGAGAGUCAGGCCAAGUGAACAAGAUUACGACUAUGAAGAUGAUCCUGAGCUGACAUUGUAAAUGGUGAAGCUUUUUGAACCCAGGAAGCCUUAAACAUCAGAUAAGCCUUUCGGUUUUGAGAAGUAUCUUUUACUAUUGUAGUUAAUGUUAUAUUUGAGGCUGCAAAGUAGUUUAGUCCCUGCUUAUUUAUUUAGCCUUUGUCCGUGUACAAAAUAGCGUUUCCUUACGAAAUUUCUAUUGGCAUCCAAUGGAUUUACCUCAACUAUGGAAAUGUAUUCAUCAAAAAGAAUUUUUAUAUUGACUUCUCAAGCUCUACUAGAUUAUCUUGGUAGAUCGUUCAAUGAACUCUGUGUCAAAUCAUACACUAAGUCAGUAAUUGCAUAUACUUUGAAGAGGGUUUUGUAUUAUAAUGCAUUUUGUUUUGACUC